Nannospalax galili (Upper Galilee mountains blind mole rat) is the source of this 3508-nucleotide messenger RNA. RefSeq names its product engulfment and cell motility 2 (gene Elmo2). Lineage: Eukaryota; Metazoa; Chordata; Mammalia; Rodentia; Spalacidae. The transcript is spliced from 21 exons. Gene Ontology annotation, biological process: actin filament organization; cell motility. The record is from RefSeq and is a predicted model, not a curated record. Bases 136 to 2298 code for a protein of 720 amino acids.
CGGGGCUCCAGGAGGGCGGGGCGCGCGAGGCCAGCGGAGCCGCGGCGGGACGCGGGCGCAGAGCUGGGCCUCGGCUGGCACCCUGGCAGCUGUGUCUGUGCAUGUGUCUUGGAGAAGUAGGGCCCACUGGGAACGAUGCCACCACCAUCUGACCUCGUCAAAGUGGCCAUUGAAUGGCCAGGUGCUAAUGCCCAGCUCCUUGAAAUUGACCAGAAACGGCCCCUGGCAUCCAUCAUCAAGGAAGUGUGUGAUGGGUGGUCACUGCCAAACCCAGAGUACUAUACACUCCGAUAUGCAGAUGGUCCCCAGCUUUAUAUCACCGAGCAGACCCGAAGUGACAUUAAGAAUGGCACCAUCUUACAACUGGCUAUCUCCCCGUCCCGGGCUGCACGCCAGCUGAUGGAAAGGACCCAGUCUUCCAACAUGGAGACCCGGCUGGAGGCCAUGAAGGAGCUAGCCAAGCUUUCAGCCGACGUGACUUUCGCCACUGAGUUCAUCAACAUGGAUGGCAUCGUUGUGCUGACGAGGCUUGUGGAAAGUGGGACCAAGCUCCUAUCCCACUACAGUGAGAUGCUGGCAUUCACCCUGACUGCCUUCUUAGAGCUCAUGGACCAUGGCAUUGUCUCCUGGGACAUGGUUUCAAUCACCUUUAUUAAGCAGAUUGCAGGGUACGUGAGCCAGCCUAUGGUGGAUGUGUCCAUCCUUCAGCGGUCCUUGGCCAUCCUGGAGAGCAUGGUGUUGAACAGCCAGAGCCUAUACCAGAAGAUAGCAGAGGAGAUCACUGUGGGACAGCUCAUCUCCCACCUGCAGGUCUCCAACCAGGAAAUCCAGACCUACGCCAUUGCUCUGAUUAACGCGCUGUUCCUGAAGGCCCCUGAAGACAAGCGACAGGACAUGGCCAACGCCUUUGCACAGAAGCACCUUCGGUCCAUAAUCCUGAAUCAUGUGAUCCGAGGGAACCGCCCAGUCAAAACAGAGAUGGCCCAUCAGCUGUAUGUCCUUCAAGUUCUGACCUUUAACCUUUUGGAAGAAAGAAUGAUGACCAAGAUGGACCCUAAUGACCAGGCGCAAAGAGACAUUAUAUUUGAACUGAGGAGGAUUGCAUUUGAUGCGGAGUCCGACCCUAGCAGUGUCCCUGGGAGUGGGACUGAAAAGCGCAAGGCCAUGUACACGAAGGACUAUAAAAUGCUCGGAUUUACAAACCAUAUCAACCCGGCAUUGGACUUCACCCAGACUCCUCCUGGAAUGCUGGCUUUGGACAACAUGCUGUACUUGGCUAAAGUCCACCAAGAUACCUACAUCCGGAUCGUCCUGGAGAACAGCAGUCGUGAGGACAAGCAUGAAUGCCCCUUUGGCCGCAGCGCCAUCGAGCUCACCAAGAUGCUCUGUGAGAUCCUGCAGGUUGGGGAACUCCCAAAUGAAGGACGCAACGACUACCACCCGAUGUUCUUUACCCAUGACCGAGCCUUUGAAGAGCUCUUUGGAAUCUGCAUCCAGCUGCUAAACAAGACCUGGAAGGAGAUGAGAGCAACGGCAGAGGACUUCAACAAGGUUAUGCAAGUUGUCCGAGAGCAGAUCACUCGAGCUUUGCCCUCCAAACCCAAUUCUCUGGAUCAGUUUAAGAGCAAGCUUCGCAGCCUGAGCUACUCGGAGAUUCUACGGCUGCGGCAGUCUGAGCGGAUGAGUCAGGAUGACUUCCAGUCCCCACCAAUUGUGGAACUGCGGGAGAAGAUCCAGCCCGAGAUCCUUGAGCUGAUCAAGCAGCAACGCCUGAACCGGCUCUGUGAAGGCAGCAGCUUCCGAAAGAUUGGGAAUCGCCGGCGGCAAGAACGGUUCUGGUACUGCCGCUUAGCAUUGAACCACAAGGUGUUGCACUACGGUGACUUGGAUGACAACCCUCAGGGGGAGGUGACCUUCGAAUCCUUGCAGGAGAAAAUUCCUGUUGCAGAUAUUAAAGCUAUUGUCACUGGGAAGGAUUGCCCCCACAUGAAAGAGAAGAGUGCUCUGAAGCAGAACAAGGAGGUGUUGGAGUUGGCCUUUUCCAUCCUGUAUGACCCUGAUGAGACCUUGAACUUCAUCGCUCCUAAUAAGUAUGAGUACUGCAUCUGGAUCGACGGUCUCAGUGCCCUCCUGGGGAAGGACAUGUCCAGUGAGCUGACCAAGAGUGACCUGGAUACACUGCUGAGCAUGGAGAUGAAGCUGCGGUUGUUGGACCUGGAGAACAUCCAGAUCCCUGAGGCGCCACCACCGGUCCCCAAGGAGCCCAGCAGCUAUGACUUUGUCUAUCACUAUGGCUGAGCCGGGAAGGGACUCAGCCCAGGAGAGACUGGCAGUCAGUGCCUUACCCUUCACUUGUACAGAAUCUACAGUGAGUGUGGUGACACUCAUCAAACCCACCUGGGACCCAGAGCUUCUCUUGGUCUCUGUCCACCAGAAGUGGGAGUGGUGGAGGCAGAACACGCUGCCCUUCCCAGCAGCACAAGCCUGGGGUUGGCCUGGAGGCAUGAACAUGGGACAUUCUUGCCUUCCAUCCUGAGUCUGCUCUUGAACUGGACUUAACAGUAGCCACCCACCUUUUUCUUCCUGAGCCUGCCCUCUGGUUUGCUGAACCCCAUGUGAGCUGGAGCUGGCCCAGGAAGGGCUGCCUGCGGGGACAGGUAUGCUGAGUGUGGUGACAGCCUUGGAGUAACUGCCUUCAGGUGGCCCAGGCAAGGGCAGGCCCUUAGCCUUUGUUUAGUAGGUCUUUGUAAGGGCUCAUUUCAGCUUCAUCCUGUGCCACGAUGCUGCUGCCUCUGGGGUUUGGCCCUAACAUCUCUAGAGCCAUCCACUCUAACGUGCAGGUAACUGGGCAGGUGGAAAUCUCCCCCUCCCCAAAGCUCUCAGUCUCAUCCUUGCUCUCCAGCUUGAGCCCUGCACUCUUAGGCUCAAGGAAUGUUGCAGGGAGUCAGCCGAGGUCUGGGCCUAGCCUGGUCAGGUCACAAGAUUCUCCCCCUCCAUUUCUAUCUUUCCUUCUUAAGGGAGAACUCUCCCAAGAACCUGAAUUAUAGCCCCCUUUGGUUUGCUUUUCUCUGGCCUUCCAGAUUUUGGGAAGUUUGCCUUCCCUUCUUCUUCCUGGCGCUAUGGUUUCUGCCAUUGGCCAUGACUUCAGGGAGCUGGCUGAGGUCAUAGCUGUGCCACGGGCCUUCUCUGGUGCAUGUAGCACCUGAACCACAUGCACAGCCUUUCUCCUUGGACGCAUGCUGAUGUGGUGUUCAGUAUUGGUAGCCUGGCAUGGUGGGUACUACCCAGUGAAGAGUGUAUUAUAUAUUUUCUUUACUAUAGGCCAUACUUAUACAGACGUGUAUAUAUAUUUAUAUAAGACUUCCUAUCUUAGGAUGGAAUGUUAGGACAAAAUAGAAUGGAGGGUAAAAAAAGUAUGAUCCCAGCUGUGGGUCAGGAAUGUAACCAGAGAGUAGCCAGGAGCUUCCUGUCAGUGACCGUGUUUUCAAUAAAUACUCUUUCAUGUAGA